GCUAACACCGCAGAAAACGGACUCCGUAAAAUCCUGCCGUCCGGUGAUAUGAAAAUGUCUCCUCCGCUGCUUCUCAGGGCGUUCGUGAAGGAGCGACUGACCGCUGCCGCCGAGGAAAUAUUUCAGGUGUUUGAACAGACGAUAGAGAAAUAUGAAGAAGAGGCUUCAAGCUCUAAACAGGAGAUUGAGCGGCUCAGAGGUCUGCUGCUGGAGUUUGUGUCCAACCACAAAAAAGACAUCUCUCAGUCGUCCAUCUGUAAAGAGGAAACACCACCUGAGCAGCAUCACUGUGAGCAGGAGUUGAGGCUCAGUGCCGAUCAGAGGGGCCCAGAGGCUCAACACAUUAAAGAGGAAGAUCAGGAGCUCUGGGCUGGUCAGCAAGAAGAAGAAGAACAGGUUAGAGGCUUUAAGGAUGCUGAUGUGUUACACCUACCUCAUUCAUGUGUUUGGGAGAAACAAGAGCAGGAGGACACAAAACCGUCUUUGCAACCUCAGACUCAAUACAGUGAAAGUGAGGAGCAGUUUCAGGAGCUGCAAGAAAUUAAAACUGUACGGUCACCUUUUGCCUCAUCUGCCUCUUCACAAAGUCUGAUUCAAAAUGAGAAGAUCCAGGACGGGAGGGAAAAUGAAAGACCUUCUCCAAGUUUUAUGUCAGACCAAACACAGACAGAACAGACUCCAGUUAUCACCUCCAGAGAGUCCACUGAGUUACUUCACUUAAAUUCAGUUGCCCCUGACUAUCGUUGCUAUUUGUGUGACAAAUCUUUUUCCUCCAGUCAUCACUUGGUAAAUCAUGCUUUUCGCAUACAUUCAAAGGACUCAGGUCUCCUCUGUGCUGUGUGUGGAAAGACCUUAGAGCCCACCGAAAGUCUUAACGUGCACCUUAAAUCGCACAGGAGCUCAAAAUGUUGCCAAGUGUGUGGUAAACCGUGCAAGAGCACCACCACUCUGGCAGAGCACAUGACCAGCCACACUGGGGUCAAACUGCACCGCUGCCAUAUCUGUGGGAAAGAGUGCAGCCGGAAAGGAGAUUUAAAGAUACACAUGAGGAUUCACACAGGCGAGAAGCCUUUCUGCUGCUCUUACUGUUGUAAAAGUUUCACCCACAGCGGCCAUCUGAGGAAGCACAUGAGAAGCCACACAGGAGAGAGGCCACACCGCUGUGAUGUUUGCGGUAAAGGAUUUCUACAGAGUGCACACCUGAAAUAUCACUUAAGAACUCACACUCAGAAAUACUGAUUUAUUUUUUAUCUUUUCCAUCCACCAGGGCCCAUAUUUAUCAAACUUCUAAGAUUUACACUAGGAGUAAAACCUUCCUUGCCUGUGACCACUGAGAUACUAACAAAAAUAUAAGAGCAGCUCCUCAGUGAUCACAUUAUUAAUAACGUAUGCUCAGAGCAGUUUAUCCUACAUCUGCCAUAUUCUUCAUUCUUCUAAAAAAUUCUUUUACUGAGAGAGAUGCUUUCAUUUUUUAAAAAGUUAAAUUUGUUUGUGUGAAAAUACUUAACAUCCUCUUCAAAAGAAAACCAAACUGGAGCAGGAAACAAAUUCUACAGCUGGUUUUCAUCAUAAAAAGUUAUGAAGACAAUUUGUUGACUUACUGAUGAGUGCAGACGAUGAAGAUGCAUGGGCAUGCAUAACAAGCUAAAACCAAGGCUAGUUGUAUUUGUGUUGUUUGUACCCCCGAUAGCUGCAAACAAAAAGUGGUGUAACAUCCUGGCAAAUGCAAAGAGUUGGCUAAAACUACCUUAGUUUAAAUUAUAGUUAUUGUUUCUCCUUAUAUGUUGCACAGUCACUCCAAAACACAUCUCAGAAGGUGUGUGCUCAACCUUUCUUAAAUUUAAGACUGCUUUUAAGUUGUAAGUUGAAUUUUGAUUUAAAAACAUUUUUUCAUAAGUUUGUGAUUGGGACAAAAAGGGAAGUAUUUUACUUUUAUCUUUGACCUAACAAAACAUUUCACUGUUAGCAGUUUGAUAAAUACGGGACCUGAGGUUUACAAUAUGUUCCUCCUUGCUGUUGACAUGACCUUCGUUCUGAAGGGAAAGCAUUACUCAGUCAUUAAGUAAACUCUUACAUUUUUGGGUAAUAACACUGCUUUUAACAUCAA
This is a messenger RNA of Toxotes jaculatrix (banded archerfish), 2107 nucleotides long. RefSeq names its product zinc finger protein 37 homolog. The coding region runs from base 49 to 1239 and encodes 396 amino acids. The transcript is spliced from 2 exons. Gene Ontology annotation, biological process: regulation of transcription by RNA polymerase II. NCBI's taxonomy places the organism in Eukaryota, Metazoa, Chordata, Actinopteri, Toxotidae. Gene Ontology annotation, molecular function: DNA-binding transcription factor activity; RNA polymerase II cis-regulatory region sequence-specific DNA binding. The record is from RefSeq and is a predicted model, not a curated record.